CUUCAAACGUCUCAAACCCUUAUAAAAAUCAUGUGCAAUGUAGAAAAAUUAAUAGAAUCUUGCGCUCGGAAAAUUUCUAGAGCUAUUCACGAUGCUUCGCCCAAUCAACAACUGAUAAUAGGGCUAGCACCGGGCUGGAUAGUCGGGGCAGCUUUAAUAAGAUUAGAAAAAUCCACAGCGCUGUUUCUAGGCGUUGGAAUUAUUUUACUGCACUUGGCCAAAGAAAACCAACUAGUACAAAUCGAUUUGAACGACAUCGACAUGGUGAAGUAUACGAGUUUUAUAGAAUAUCCUCCGACAUGGACGGUUAAAGUGAAGGAAUUUGCUAAAUGUAACGUCGCUUUUACAUAUGGAUUUAUCUCAGGUGUUCUAAUUGGUCUGGCAUCGUAUUAAGAUAAGUUUAGCAUUGUGGAAAAAUAUGAAAAUAACUAAUAAUUAUUCAUAAACUCACCAGAUUCUGUAGUUUCAAUAGUGUAUCUACUGCAACAUUCACUCUGAAACAG
Phyllotreta striolata is the source of this 503-nucleotide messenger RNA. The record is from the annotation of a GenBank genome assembly. Lineage: Eukaryota; Metazoa; Arthropoda; Insecta; Coleoptera; Chrysomelidae.